UCUCUUUCUCUCUGUCUCUCCCUCUCUCUCUCUUACUCUCUCCCUCCCUUUCUCUCUCUUUCUCUGUCUUUCUUUCUCUCACUCUCUCUGUCUCUCCUUCUCUCUCUCUCCCUCUCUCUCUCCUUCCCUCUCUCACUCUCUGCUCCACCUCCAUCACAGUGGUGAUUGGUGAGGUGUGUCUGAUGAGUGACUGGAUUGGAAAGAGAGUUACAAGAGGAGGACAGAGGAGAUCAGCUAUGAAAGGGGAGACAGGGAGAAAGUUUGGCGGAAUUAAAUAAAAAACGAUUUGGAAAAGGAGAGGAAGCAUAACUGCAGUCAUUUGACCUGAGCCAUUUCAUCCAUUACCUUUCCCAAUAGACAUCACAGCACAGAUGAAAUGACAGCCUAGGCAGGCAUUUGGGGGAACAUACCAAGAGCAAGGAUGAAACCUGAAUUACUUAACGUAUCAUACGACACUGAAUGAGAGUCACUCCUCCAGAAACAAUUGGACGCAAUACAGUGCUUGCUCAUUAAGAGUGCCAUGGAUCCCAUCACCAUCUCCAACUCCUCGUUCCCUUCGCCCUCGUCCACUGACCUCUACUGCCCGCUGCUGCAGAAGAUGCGCCUGCACUCGGUCAACAGCACGGGGGGCACGCGGGCGGUGGUGUGCGUCCACGGCCUGGUCUCCUGCCUGGGCAUCGUGGAGAACGCGCUGGUGCUGUGGGUGCUGGGCGUCCGGCUGCGGCGCAAGACGGUGGCGGCCGUGUGGAUGCUGAACCUGGCGCUGUCCGACUUCCUGGCCACGCUCACGCUGCCGCUCUUCACGCACUACCUGCACUCGGGCCACAGCUGGGAGCUGGGCUCGCUGCUCUGCUCGGCCCAGGCGUCCGUCUUCUUCCUCAACAUGUACGUCUCGGCCUACCUGCUGGCGGCCAUCUCGCUGGACCGCUGCCUGCUGGUGACCCGGCCCGUGUGGAGCCAGAACCACCGCUCGGUGGCGGCCGCCUGGAAGGUGUGCGCGGUGGGCUGGCUGUGGGCGGCCGCCAACGCCUUCCCCUUCUUCAUGUUCCGCUCCGUCACGCCCAAGGUGGACGGCGGCAAGCUGUGCUACCACAACUUUGCGCUCUACUCCUCGGCGGCGGCGCUGCGGCGGGACUGCCGGGUGCGGCAGGCGGCCACGGCCGUGGCCAAGGCGCUGCUGGCGUUCGCGGCGCCGCUCGUGAUCAUCGCCGGCAGCUACGUGCACUUCGGCCUCAGCCUGCGGGCGCGCAACCGCCGGCGCCUGCGGGAGAACAGCUGCGUGGGGCUGGGGGACAGCGGCGGCUCGGCCACCCUCGCCGCGCUCAAGCUGGGCUCGGGCGCGGCGGCCACCUCCGAGCGGCUCUCGCGCGGCUUCACCAAGAUGGUGGCGUCGGUCAUCGCCGCCUUCAUCCUGUGCUGGGCGCCCUACCACGCAUUCUGCCUGCUGGAGGUGGCGGCGCAGUACGAGCCGGACCGCUUCGCGCUGCUGGUGGAGCGGGCGCUGCCCCUGGCCACCACCUGCGCCUUCCUCAACCCGGUGCUCAACCCCAUCCUGUACGCCUUCAGCUGCCCGCACUUCUGCACGCGCAUCCGCCAGAGCCUGUCGGCGCUGAUGGAGGGCCUGGUGGAGGAGGGGGGGCCCGUGUCCAAGGCCGGGGGUUUGGUCAGGAGGAGGACAACCAAGGGAGGAGAGAGCAGCUCCGGCUCGCCCAAUUCGCCCACCUCGCCCAACACCCCCGGCCUGUCCAGGCACACCCUCUCCCCUCAGGACUCAGCCAAUGGGUACAUCUUCAAAAAGUGCCCUACAGAGGACACCCGCACAGAGGGUCUUCAAAAGGUCCCUUUGCAGAGGACAGUAGACAUUACAAUGUAGAUCAAAAAGGAGACAAGAUUUUAAAGACUUUUGUCAACUGUACAGAGAAAAAUAUGGGAAUUGUAAGUAUUAAUGUGUCAAGAGCGGCGAAGCCUAUUUUUGUUGGCUCUAAGGGACCAUUUCAUGUUUUUAGAGCUUUUGAAACAGAACAUUGCACUUUAAUCUCGUUCCUUUGUCCCUCCAUCCCAAUAUGUUCUUUGUAAUUACCUCUCUUUCUCUCACACCCUCUCGCUCACACUCUGUCUCUCUCAACGAACAAGGCAGCACCAUUUUCUUUUUCAAAACUACAGAGUUGGUUACAGUUAUUAUUGUGUGUGGUGGGGAUUGAUUUACAAGACAGUGAAGAUGUUUCAAAAUAAAUUGUUUCUGUUGACAGAUAUUGUGACAGUAUAAAGACACCAAAGGCUUUUACAUCAUUGUCCAAAUGAAAAAUGACCAAUAUACAGAAAAAACAGCACCACUCUUUCUACAUCCUGACAUUCCUGUUUGUCAGGUCACAUAUAUCUAUAUGGUAGACUGACCAUGACAUAACUGGUUGUGACAGCUAGUUCAGCAUAUUUGCAUGUG
Sardina pilchardus (European sardine) is the source of this 2440-nucleotide messenger RNA. RefSeq names its product prostaglandin D2 receptor 2. Bases 521 to 1873 code for a protein of 450 amino acids. Gene Ontology annotation, molecular function: complement receptor activity; G protein-coupled receptor activity. The record is from RefSeq and is a predicted model, not a curated record. Gene Ontology annotation, biological process: complement receptor mediated signaling pathway; phospholipase C-activating G protein-coupled receptor signaling pathway; positive regulation of cytosolic calcium ion concentration. NCBI's taxonomy places the organism in Eukaryota, Metazoa, Chordata, Actinopteri, Clupeiformes, Clupeidae. Gene Ontology annotation, cellular component: plasma membrane. The transcript has 3 exons.